AUUGCUUGAUUUACUGUCAAGCCAUUUGCGUCCAGUCCAAGUCCAACCAGUCUUCUUCGUUGAUCAUCGUGAUUGAUUUGACUUUUCGAUUUCUCCAAUUUCUCUCUUGCCAAGCUUCUUUUAAAUUUCUCGCCCACCAAGCUUUCUCUCUUGGGAAGCUCUGGUCUGAUCUCUCUCACGAGAAGGAACUUCGGUUUUCGGCACAAAUUGAUUGUGUGAGAUAGGGAAGCUGAAACUUGUAGGAAGAACAAGGGCUUAAGUGAGUUGACUCAACAGCUUUUGACAUACAUCUGAGUUUCUCUUAGUUUAAUCCUUGGAAGGGUUUGGAAGUCUGCAAAUAUGAGUGACAAUAUGAUGGAGAAGGUGACUGCUCUUGGGGAACGACUUAAGAUUGGAGGUGCUGAGGUGGGGCGGAAGAUGAGUGCGGGCAUGAGCUCUAUGAGCUUCAAGAUGAAGGAGUUCUUCCAAGGUCCAAACCAGGCUGAUAAGCUCGUUGAAGAAGCCACAUCUGAGGCCCUCGAGGAGCCUGAUUGGGCCAUGAAUCUUGAGAUCUGUGAUAUGAUGAAUCAUGAGAAAAUAAGCAGCAUUGAAUUGAUCCGUGGUAUAAAGAAGCGGAUUAUGAUGAAGGACCCUAGGGUUCAGUAUUUGGCCUUGGUGUUACUUGAAACAUGUGCAAAGAAUUGCGAGAAGGCUUUUUCGGAGGUGGUGGCUGAGAGGGUGCUGGAUGAAAUGGUGAAGCUGAUUGAUGAUCCACAAACUGUUAUUAAUAAUCGGAACAAGGCUUUAUUGAUGAUCGAGGCGUGGGGAGAGUCAACCAACGAGCUCCGCUAUUUGCCUGCGUAUGAAGAAACAUACAAGAGCUUAAAAUCUAGGGGUAUCCGGUUCCCUGGUCGUGACAAUGAGAGUUUGGCGCCUAUUUUUACACCUCCUCAUUCAGUAUCAGUUCCAGAAGUGGAUGUUGUCCUUGCACAACAGCUUGAGCGUGACAUUCCUGUACAGAGCUUCACUGCUGAACAGACGAAGGAAGCAUUUGAUGUGGCAAGAAACAGCAUUGAACUUCUUACAACAGUCAUAUCUUCUUCAUCACAGCAAGAUGCUUUUGAGGAUGACCUGACAAUGACCCUUUUGCAACAAUGCCGGCAUUCCCAGACAACUGUUCAGAGAAUAGUCGAGACAGCUGGAGAUAACGAGGCCUUGCUUUUUGAAGCUUUGAAUGUGAAUGAUGAGAUCCUGAAAGUCCUCUCUAAAUAUGAAGAUAUGAAGAAGCCAUCAGCUCCUCAUGAGCCAGAACCUGCCAUGAUUCCUGUCUCUAUUGAGCCUGAUGAGUCACCUCAUCAUGCAAAAGAAGAUGCACUGAUUAGGAAACCAGCUGGUUCUCGAGGUGGAACCCCUGGAGCAAGCAAUGAUGACAUGAUGGAUGAUCUCGAUGAGAUGAUCUUUGGGAGAAAGGGCGGAGGUACAUCUGAUGGUUCGCAUGAUGGAAAGAAGCAGCAAUCCCCCAAAGAUGAUCUCAUCUCCUUUUGAGUUGCUUGGCUGAUGAGGGCCUUCUGUUCUGGGAUGGAGGAGGCCUUUGAUGUUGUUGAUGCCUUGCUUAAAGUAAUGAGCAUUUAGGUUUGAUAUUUGUGGGUUGUACUUACAUAUUACCAUUUUUUCUGAAAAACUCCGUGCAAGUAAAUUUAUGGUUGGGUAUGAUGUCAUGAUUACUCUGUGUGGUACAAAUGGGAGAUUUGAAUGAACAUGUUUUACAGUGUGCCUUGUACGUCUCCUGCCCAGCAGCUGAAUUCUGAAGCCCGUUCUUGGUGUUGAAAUACA
Molecule: messenger RNA, 1812 nt
Organism: Tripterygium wilfordii
Lineage: Eukaryota; Viridiplantae; Streptophyta; Magnoliopsida; Celastrales; Celastraceae
Product: TOM1-like protein 1
Exons: 2
Coding region: 340-1524 (394 amino acids)
Biological process (GO): protein transport to vacuole involved in ubiquitin-dependent protein catabolic process via the multivesicular body sorting pathway
Molecular function (GO): phosphatidylinositol binding; ubiquitin binding
Source: RefSeq, a predicted model, not a curated record